AUGGCCAAAGAAUCGUGUAAGUCGACUGUCCGCUUUGAUUCGAGUCACAAAUGGACUAAAAACCUGCUGCUGACACUUUGUGCCAGCCUUUUGCUAUGGUCCUGCUUUGGCCCGUCCCUGAAGGAACCCCGAGAAAUACAAAAAUUCCGGACUCUCUCACCACCAGCGUUCCACGGUGUUACAGCUCACAACGUAACGAUUGUGGAUUUUCACAGCCAUGCUCGAAUGAGUCCCACAUCUACCCCUGGCUCUUCCUAUUAUCAGCAGCGCAUACGCCUUAAGCCGAUGAUCUCGCACACAGUUGCUCGAGAGGAGUUCAACAACUGGUUGCAACAACAGACAGAGCUCAGCUUUGAAAGAGUCCUGGCGAACAUUGGUGACGUUAAUCUGAACAAAUUGCACGAAGACGACGGUGUUGUGGAAGGGGUCGUCAUUGCAUCCCCUUCCAGGAGUUCGCCUGAUUAUUUUUACCAAUGGAUCAGAGAUGGGGCGAUCACGGUUAACACAGUUGUGAAUCGGGUCUGGGAUUCGUCACAGACUAGCCGGCCAAUUGUUAAUUUAACGCUCGUGGGGACGGUCUUGAAAUAUUUGAACAACGCUUAUGUUUUGCAGCGCACGGACAACCCUUCAGGAUCUCUGGCACCAGACUACAAGGGCUUGGGCGAGCCCAAAUGGAUGGUAGAUGACUCCCCCUUUGUCGGUAAUUGGGGCCGACCUCAAAACGAUGGCCCGCCACUCAGAAUCAUCACCACUUUCAAUUUUUUGCAGGUGCUCAAAAACCUCGAUCUCACUUUGGAGGAAGCGAUUAGUCAGUACGAGGCCUCGAGUGGGACUGAUCUUUGUUUAAGCUUUGGUAAUGAAAAAGAUCUGUAUGAAAAAAUCCUGAAGCUGGAUCUCGAAUUUAUCGCUGCGAAUUGGCAAGCAGACACCUUCGAUCUAUGGGAAGAAGUCAAAGCUCAGCACUUUUUCACAAGUUUGGUACAGUUGAAGGCCAUCAAAAUGGGCUGGAGCUAUCUGGUCAACGUCCAUCCAGAGUUCGACGACAAGCCCAACUCUCUAGCGGCUAACUUACAGGAUAAGUUUCAAGACAUUUUGAAGUUUUUGACGGACGAGGGCGGGUUCCUCGAUGAAAACAAGAACUACAUCGUGGAAACACCAAAAAUUUUGGGCACUAGGUCAGGCUUAGAUAUAGCAGUCUUAAUUGGAUCUAUGAUAACUCAUGACAAUCAUGGAGCAUCACUCCUACAAGACGACGUUCCCUUCAAUGUAUAUGACAGUGGAAUCUUGAAUUCUUUACAUGGUCUGACGAAGCAAAUGGAGAUCUUAUAUCCAGUUAAUCAUCAUCGGGCUAAUCUAAAUCUCGGCGUGGCCCUGGGGAGAUAUCCGGAGGAUAUUUAUGAUGGAGUUGGCACCUCUGAAGGCAACCCCUGGUUUUUAGCCACGUCAGCAGCCGCAGAAGUACUUUAUAAAGUGAUCUGGCACUAUUACGCCUCGCAGAAGGAUCUCGUCAUUCCCAUGGAUGGCUGGAAAUCAGAAUUUUGGACUCGCAUAAUUGAUAACAUCGAUAACAACGUAAAAGAAAACGAAGAAUGGCAGUUGGUGCUUCCAUAUGGCUCGCCUGCCUACAAUCAGACUAUGAUUUCUCUAUUUACAUUGGGAGACUCUUUCUUGGAUAAAGUGAGAGAGCACGUUAGUAACGACGGGGAGAUGUCGGAACAAUUUAACAAAUACAGUGGGUAUUUGCAAGGAGCUAGGCAUUUGACAUGGUCCUAUGGAUCAUUUUGGAAUUCUUGCCGGUGGAGGACCCAGGUUCUCAUUAAACUGGGCAAGAACGGAGAAUAG
Lachancea dasiensis is the source of this 1842-nucleotide messenger RNA. The record is from the annotation of a GenBank genome assembly. Lineage: Eukaryota; Fungi; Ascomycota; Saccharomycetes; Saccharomycetales; Saccharomycetaceae.